ACCGCCGAGGCCGCCGCAGCGGGGCCCGCGCCGCCGGGACAGCUCUGAUUGUGAACAGGAAACAAACGCUUCCCAAGCAGAAUGUGGCAAAGUGUUUGCCGGAAAAGGUGAAAUUUCUUUGGGUGGAGAUGGCUGAUAGGAGUGCGAAGAUCCUUCCAGGACAAUUAUACAUUGAAGUGGAGUAUGACUAUGAGUAUGAGGCCAAGGACAAGAAAAUUGUAAUUAAACAGGGGGAGAAAUAUAUAUUAGUGAAGAAGACUAAUGAUGACUGGUGGCAAGUGAAAAGGGAUGAAAAUUCCAAACCCUUUUACGUGCCAGCACAGUAUGUGAAGGAAAUACCACGGAAAGCACUGAUGCCACCUGUUAAGCAAGCAGGCAUGCUGCCAAAUAAUGCUUUAAAGUUAACGCAUGGAUUACAGAGAUCGACAGAAAAUGUGAAUAAGUCACCAGAGCUUUCUAGUUUUGGAAAAUCUUCUCCAGUUCAAGUGUCUUGCUUAGUUCGAGAUGCCAAUCAAAAUCUGGGACCAAACAAUAGCCCUGGUCAAACUCUUGGUGUGAGUCUGGACCUCACUCAGAACAAUGGAAAACUAAACAAUGAGUUGCAAUCUCCCAAGGUUUCCAAUCAGUUUCGAACCAUCUCCAUGGGUCAUUUCCCAUGUCCAGAGUUCUUGGAAAUAGAGAAGACCAGCUUUUUGCAUGAACAGUCUUGUGAUUCGGCAGGAGAAGGCUCAGAAAAAAUUCACCAGGAUUCAGAAUCUGGAGAUGAACUCAGUAGCAGCUCCACUGAGCAAGCGCAGCCAACUACUCCACCAAGCCAAGGGAGGCCUGAUUCACCAGUUUAUGCUAAUUUACAAGAACUGAAAAUAUCUCAGUCUGCACUUCCACCACUACCUACAAGUGCUCCAGUCCAAAUAAAUGGGGAAUGGGAAACCCAUAAAGAUACAACAGGACGCUGUUAUUACUACAACAGAGGAUCACAGGAACGAACCUGGAAACCUCCACGUUGGGCCCGAGAUGCAAGCAUUAAUAAAGGGGAUUCCCAGAGCCAUGCAGAUCAUGAGCAUCUUUCAUCAGAAGAAAACGACCACAGUUCUUGUUACAGCCAGUCAGAUAGUCAGUACGGUUCUCCUCCAAAGGGUUGGUCAGAAGAGUUGGAUGAACAUGGUCAAACCUUAUAUACCAAUGACUAUACUAAUGAAAAGUGGUUAAAACAUGCAGAUGAACAAGGUAGACCAUACUACUACAGUGCUGAUGGUUCCCGAUCAGAAUGGGAGUUACCAAAGUAUAAUGCUUCACCACAGCAGCAAAGAGAUAUAAUAAAGAGUAGGAGUCUGGACAGGAGGCUUCAAGAACCAAUAGUUUUAACAAAAUGGAGGCACAGCACAAUUGUGUUGGACACCAACGAUAAGGAAUCAUCAAGUUCUUCUAAGGCCAGUUUUCCUGAAAAUGAGUCCUCUCCUUCUUCACCGAAGCAUCAAGCCACAGGUCAAGAGAAGUAUGGAUUAUUGAAUGUGACAAAAAUUACAGAAAAUGGAAAGAAAGUUCGAAAGAAUUGGAUGUCAUCCUGGGCGGUAUUACAAGGUUCAUCACUGCUGUUCACUAAAACCCAAGGAAGUGGAACUGGCUGGAAGUUUGGUGUGAAUCAGUCCAAGCCAGAAUUCACAGUGGAUCUCAAAGGGGCAUUGAUUGACUGGGCUUCAAAGGACAAAUCCAGCAAAAAGAAUGUUAUUGAGCUAAAAACCCGCCAGGGAACUGAGCUCUUAAUUCAGUCUGAUAAUGACAGCUUCAUUAAUGAAUGGUAUAAAGUCCUUAACUAUACCAUCAACAAUCAGGUAGUAGAAUCUGAUGAAGCAUUAGAAGAUGAGGUACCAGAUUCUCCUGGGGUGGAAAAACAAGACAAAGAAAAAGAGAAUAAAGACUCUAAGAAACUUCGUUCGGUGAAAAUACCUGGCAAUAUAGAUGCCACAGAUCAGAAAAAGACCAAAACGAAGCUCAAGAAGUUUCUCACACGACGACCUACGUUACAAGCUGUCCGUGAAAAAGGCUACAUUAAGGAUCAAGUGUUUGGUUCCAAUCUCACCAGCUUGUGUCAAAGAGAAAACAGCACGGUGCCAAAGUUCGUGAAGCUGUGCAUUGAGCAUGUUGAGGAACAUGGAUUAGAUGUUGAUGGCUUAUACCGAGUUAGUGGUAAUCUUGCAGUGAUACAGAAGCUAAGAUUUGCAGUCAAUCAUGAUGAGAAACUUGACUUGAAUGACAGUAAAUGGGAAGAUAUACAUGUCAUCACAGGAGCUCUAAAGAUGUUUUUCAGAGAACUGCCAGAGCCACUGUUCACUUAUAACCACUUCAAUGACUUUGUCAAUGCGAUUAAGCAAGAACCAAGACAGCGUGUCAACGCUGUUAAAGAUCUAAUCAAGCAGUUGCCAAAACCAAAUCAGGACACUAUGCAAGUACUCUUCAGACACCUGAAGAGAGUUGUAGAAAAUGGAGAAAAGAACCGAAUGACCUAUCAGAGCGUAGCAAUAGUUUUUGGUCCAACCUUAUUAAAACCGGAGAAAGAGACUGGUAACAUAGCAGUCCAUACAGUGUACCAGAACCAGAUUGUAGAAUUAAUUCUACUGGAAUUGAAUGCUAUCUUUGGACGCUGACAUUUUCAUGGAGUGGAAACUGGAAGUGGAAGUGAUGGGUUGGAAGCAGUAUUCCAUCAGGAGGAAAAUCUCUCACUGUAUAUGAUGUAUUAUGUUUGUGGACCAAGAAGCAACUUGAUUUUUGCACUUUUGGGGGAGGGGAAAAACAGGAGAAGUGUUUUACCACUUUAAUGCAAAUUAGAGACAACACUUUCCUUGUCUGGAUUUCUUUGAAAAAUUCAUUGUAAAAAAGUGAAUUUAAAAGUUUAUAGUUUGCCUUUUUUUUUUUUUUUUUUUUACAGUAGCAUUUGAAAGUUACAGUAUAGGUUCAUACACUGGAUUUCUUGGAGAGUAAAGCUCUUAAUCUUAAACUGGAUAAUCUGGAAUUUAACCUUAAAAUAUUCCCACUUGGUAUGGAAAAGUUCUGUGAAAAAAUAAUCAGUGAAGUUCCAUCUUAGGCAUGUGUAUUACAAGAAAGCACGCUAUGCAGGUCAGUAUGAUGCUUUUCCGAGGGGUUUCUGCAUGCAGUGACUGUCUUAAGCUAACAGUUUGGUUCAGUUAUUCAGGUCUAAUUCCUCACAUGACAUCUGCUGUCCUUUUUCAUUUUUUUCUCUUUUUUUCCCCCAGCGACCUUUCUGGAACUUUUUAGUUGCUUUAUAGAACAGCAUACUAUUGCAAACACUGAACUUGUAAGUUAUCCAGCAAUGGAUAUUUGUCUUGUGGCAUAACAAAGUCAUAUUUGAUACAUAUGUUCAUUUUUUCAGGGUGUUUCCUGAGCUAGGUUUUGUGUUAUACUGAUUUACAGCUAAAACCUAAGUAAAUACCGACUGUAACACUGUUUUGAGUUCUUGGUAUAAUGCUGUGGUAGUGGAAGUUUCUUAUGUAAAUACAGACUGUCCUUUUGGUUCUUGUAUAUAAUUCAGUUCUUGUAUAGUUUAAGAACGUUCUAGUCACACAUUUCUAAUGAUGGGUAGAGUAGCUGCAGUAGCAUAACGUUUCCAGUCUAUGUCUGGGUUUCAGCAUUGAAACAGGUUAUGGAAAGGGAGGGGGGGCCUAACUGUGCACUUUUAGAUAUUAAUUACGUUUGCGGGCAAAUAACUGUAAUGCGAAUGGUACUGGAAAAAUACUGAGUGUGCUUGCUAAAUUAAUGCACUACAAGAGGAGCCUUUCAGGUUAUUUAAUAUGUACAGGAUACAUUAGAAAAAUAUAUUACAAAUUCUAACAUCUACAAAAAGUGAAACUCAUGUUCUGAUAGAGAGAGGUUUGAUGGAAUCCAUGAUGCUAAAUUUAAGAGUUUCUUUUUACAUUAAUGUAGAAUAAUUUGUAAAAUUGGUUUUGAAAGAUUUUGUUACAGGGAGCACGGUCUGCUGCAGAUUUUUUUAAAUGUAUUUUUCUAGACUAACUGCUGUAUCUGAAAUUUGUUAUGUCUAACCUGAAUAAAGAAAACCAUUAGUUAUUUUGGAGUUUGCCAUUCCCGCUUCAGACAACGUGAACCCCCUUCACACAGUAAGACUGACACGUCUUGUUGCUUAGCAUGGAUACUGCUUGCAGCAAGGAGUUGUUGUGCCACAUUAAGAGAUGAAAGCUUACAUAAUAACCUGACAAUUUUAGGAACCUCCGUUCCCCUUUCUUUAACAAGCUAAACACUUACUUUAAGAUUUGUCGAAGACAGAAGUAAUUUAUGGAUAUAAGUCUGCAGUCUUUUAAACAUCUCAGCUCUCAACCUAACUUACAAGUAGCAGAUACAUUGGGAAAUAACUCACUUUCACUUUUAACCUGCUGUAUCCUUCUCACGAUGGAGUUCCAGAUUCCUGCAAAGGGAAUGUGUGGAGAAGUACUGAGAUGUAGGCAGAUGAAUGGUAUGAGAAUUUCACAAGCAUAAAGCUUGAACAAGAAGUCUUCAUAGAUAAAGGAGAAAGCAACUUACCUUGUGGCUUUCUCACUGUUUUGUUGUGGUAAUGGUGAAGUCUUGUGGUUUGUUGCAAAGCAACCUGGGUGAGAAUUGUGAUAACUACAUCUGUGUUGUCUUUUCAGCCUUCUGUUAGGCUUUCAAACAAGAGCAGUGCUGAGUGGCAGACGUGCCCCAUCUACCAGAGAAUACAAGCAAAGUUGAAAUCUGUUGUUGUAGAUUGUUGAAAUCCCAACUUCAGCUGUAAAAUAAAGAAUUCCCAUCGCUAAAGGAGAUAGAUAAGCUGUAUGAGUGUUUCUGUAUUCAGAGAAAUAAUUCCUCCUUAGAACCAUUUGAUAACCAGGAUGAACAUCACAUUUUUCCUUGUAUUCCCAGAGAAUAAAGCAUUUUGUUAUUACAACACGUAGUAUGGUUUCGUGCAAUGAA
Phasianus colchicus (ring-necked pheasant) is the source of this 4959-nucleotide messenger RNA. NCBI's taxonomy places the organism in Eukaryota, Metazoa, Chordata, Aves, Galliformes, Phasianidae. The record is from RefSeq and is a predicted model, not a curated record.